Messenger RNA from Nezara viridula (southern green stink bug), 177 nucleotides. The record is from the annotation of a GenBank genome assembly. Lineage: Eukaryota; Metazoa; Arthropoda; Insecta; Hemiptera; Pentatomidae.
UUAUAACCUGUGUACCAGAAAGAUACAAAAAUUGAGUACUCUUACUUUAUGGACAUGUCUUUUAGUCAUGGAAUAACUCUUUGGGUUUACUUGUUUGUAACAUUUUUUAAAAGCAUAUCUACCUAAAGUGCAGUCCACUGUGACCUUACAAGUCAACAAAGUGGCCUUUGUAACCAU